Molecule: messenger RNA, 5412 nt
Organism: Ceutorhynchus assimilis (cabbage seed weevil)
Lineage: Eukaryota; Metazoa; Arthropoda; Insecta; Coleoptera; Curculionidae
Source: the annotation of a GenBank genome assembly
GUAAUAGUUGAUUUAAAUUGCAAUUUAAAAAUCAUCAUUAUGUAUAUUGCGUCUUGGAAAUUGUAUGGUCAACUCAAUAAUAGAUGGCAUCAAUUUUUAAAUGAUUUGAUUUUGGAAAUUAUACUUCAUAACUGAAAAAAAUUCGUAUUGAACAAUUAGGAAUCUUCUUAUAGAAGUAGGUAAUUUUACUCUAAACUCUUCUCUGCAUUCAACUUCUAUUCAUUUUGUAAAAUCUUAUCUUUUUGUUUCAAUAUCUUAAUGUAUUAUAUCUGUAUUUUUGACUUCAUAUUGUUCAAAACAAAAAUAUUAAGAUUCAAAGAGAAGUCUUUAAAGUUGAAGCAUAUGAUGUUGAAGUUCUACAUUGAUUGGAUUGAAAAUAAAAAAGAAUUUCAAGUAGGAAUUUUCAUGCGGUGCGCGUCGCGACGCCAAAACGGCUCUAAACCGCGUUCCCCUCUCGAUUUCCCAUGGAUUUUCCCGAUUUUCCUGCGCACAAGCACCAGCCUGUUUAUUAUUAUGAAGCAAAACAAAUAAGAAUCAAAAAUGUUUAUUUAAAAUCAUUCUGAAUGCAUUUUUGGAUCAACAAAGGCAACCAGCAGGGGCACUAUUGGCCGAGGGCUUGUCGUUUGGUUCGUCCCCCGCCUGAAGCUGUGGCUAAUUAUCUCGCUAGACACCAGAUUAUUCGUCCGAGGGGGUUGCAUCCCAAACCGAUGGUAACACCGGUACGUCGUUUUCAGUCGCUCGAAAGUGUCUCGAACAAUGGCCUGAGACACCAUGGUAGGACUUCGCCUGGUCAACGUCCCAACAAUAAUACUAGACCCACCAUCCAUAAUAAUAUUCUUUAUUAUAACAAUGUUACAAGUAGUCGUCCUUCGAGGUUAGAACGCGAAAGGUCCCUGGACAAUGUCGAACAAACCAGUCCACAGACUCUGGACAAUAACGAGCUGGAAUCCUACAUAAGAAAAUUCAAAUUUGCCCUACUGGCUUUCGCCUUAUUCUCCAUUUGCGUCAUGUUUGGAGCAAACUAUUUGAGUUCAGGACAAUUGUGGCGUUUAGGUGUAGAAACUUUAGUCAUUAUCUCAGUGGCUUUAGUUGUACUUUUACUUGGAGGCAUUAUAAUAUUGUAUCUGGACGAAAGACAAAACAGUGCAACGACUAGUCAACAAACCCUGGAAACAACCAGCCCCAAUCAGUUGAAUAACGACUUACAAGAAAGACCAUCAGUAGAUUACCAAAGACCCACCCGAUUAUCCAUAGCGGACGUCCAAGAAAUGUCGCCUCCGCCUUAUCAUAUCGCCAUAAGAUUAGCGAAUCAAAACGAUUUGGAGGAAAUCCGGAUUUACGACGACCAAUCGCCACCGCCACCAUAUGAAAAGGCAAUUACUUAAACUCACUUGUAUUGACCAAAAAAUUAUUUCCUUACAAGACUGUUUACCACAUGCCAAAGAUUUUGUUUUAAAAGUUGAUUUUAUAUGUAUAAAGUUAUACUGUAGAUUACGGACUAAUCCAAAACAAUUUUGUAUUUCAAAAUAUAGGUAGAUAUCUUCAAAAAUGUUGAAAUUUCGACUUUAAUUUGAUCAUUUAGAGCCGAGAUUUGAGGUUGAAAUGUUUGGAAAAAUUGAAAAAUUAUAAAAUUUACUUUUUCUAUUCUUAGUGGGGUUUUAUCCCCAUAACUCCAAAUUUGAGAACAAUAACAUAGAAUAUGAACAUUCAAUACAUUUUUGGGACUAGAAGAUAAUUUAAGAAAUGGAAAGUUUAAGAAAAACUGAAAAAUGAAAAUUGGUUGAAAAGUAUAGGAAAUCACGUAUUUUCUCUAUAACCAGGCUCUUAAAUUCUCUUUUCAUGUGAAGAUAGGUACCUAACAGAAUUUUAGACGAGAUUCUAGAUGGAAAGUUUGAGAUAUUGUGCGAGGGGAAGUUUAAGAAAAAUUAAAAAAUUAUAGGAGAAAACUUGAUUGAUAAUAAUAUUUUCUCUAUUCCAGGCUGGUGAAUUUUCUUUAUUUGAAAAACUUUUGGAAAAAAUGAGAAAUUCAAGAGCCGGGAAUAGACAAAAAUUGAAACGGAGAAAAUGAGAAAGAAAAUAUAUUUUGAUAAGUGAAUUAAAAGAAAAAUUUGACAGAAAUUGUUGAUAAGUAAAAAUAUGAAUAUUUUCUUCAUUUCAGGUACAUAAUUGAAUUGUCUUUGUCUAAAGAAAACAGAAAUUUGAGUCAAAAUUGCUGGUUGCGUCCUCUACUACACUGCCACAUCAGUAGACGAAACAUUAACUCAGUGUUGCCAACCGUACUAUAAUUAUAGUAUUUGUACUAUAAUUGAAUGGUCAUGUACUAUGUACUAUCAAAAAUCAUUAUAGUACGCCUAAAAUACUAUAAUUAUAUGCAUUAUCAAAUUAUUUAGUUUUUCACUGGGAUUAUUUUCUACUGGAAAAAUUUGAACUAUGAUACGCCCCUGACUUUCCUCUUUUUUUCUAGAAAAAGUCAUAAUUUUCUCCUGAAUAGUUUUCCAGAAAAAAAAUAAAAUGUUAGAUGGUGCAUUUAAGCCUAAUUUAGUUGAUAUUCAUUAAUUUCUAAUAGGGUUGUUUACCAUUUGAAAAAUUUGAAAUUUUACUAUGAUACGCUCCUGACUUUCCUCUUUUUUUCCAGGAAAUGUCAUAAUUUUCCUUUGAAUAGUUUAUUGCAUUUAUGCCUGCUUUUGUUGAUUUUUAUUAAUUUCCAAUGGGGUUAUUUUCUAUUGGAAAAAUCUGAAAUUUUACUAUGAUACGCCCCUGAUUUUCUUCUUUUUUUCCAGAAAAUGUCAUAAUUUUCUCCUGAAUAGUUUUCCGGAAAAAAAAAAAAAUGUUAGAUGGUUUAUUUAUGCCUAAUUUAGUUGAUUUUCAUUAAUUUCCAAUGAGGUUAUUUUUCACUGGAAAAAUUUGAAAUUUUACUAUGAUACGUCCCUGACUUUCCUCUUUUUUUCCAGAAAAUGUCAUAAUUUUCCCCCCUGAAUAAUUUUCCAGAAAAAAAGAAAAAUGUUAGAUAGUGCAUUUAUGUCUAAUUUAGUUGAUUUUCAAUAAUUUCCAAUGGGGUUAUUUUCUAUUAGAAAAAUUUGAAAUUUUACUAUGAUACGCCCCUGACUUUCGUCGUUUUUCCAGAAAAUGUCAUGAUUUUCCCCUAGAUAUUUUUCCAGAAAAAAAAUAAAAUGUUGGAUAAUGCAUUUAUGUCUAAUUUAGUUGAUUUUCUUUAAUUUCCAAUGGGGUUAUUUUGAAAUGAAAAAAUUUGAAAUUUUACUAUGAUACGCUCCUGACUUUCCUCUUUUUUUCCAGAAAAUGUCAUAAUUUUCGCUUAAAUAGUUUUCUAGAAAAAAAAUAAAAUGUUAGAUGGUGCAUUUAUGCCUAAUUUAGUUGAUAUUCAUUAAUUUCCAAUAGGGUUAUUUUCCAUUUGAAAAAUUUGAAAUAUUACUAUGAUACGCCUCUGACUUUCCUCUUUUUUUCCAGAAUAUGUCAUAAUUUUCUCCUGAAUAGUUUUCCAGAAAAAAAAUAAAAUGUUAGAUGGGGUGCAUGCCUAAUUUAGAUGAUAUUCAUUAAUUUCCAAUAGGAUUAGUUUCUAUUUGAAAAAUUUGAAAUAUUACUAUGAUACGCCUCUGACUUUCCUCUUUUUUUCCAGAAAAUGUCAUAAUUUUCUCCUGAAUAGUUUUCCAGAAAAAAAAUAAAAUGUUAGAUGGUGCAUUUAUGCCUAAUUUAGUUGAUUUUCAUUAAUUUCCAAUGGGGUUAAUUUUCACUGGAAAAAUUUGAAAUUUUAGUAUGAUACGCCCUUGACUUUUCUCGUUUUGCUCAGAAAAUUUCAUAAUUUUCGUUUGAAUAAUUUUCUACAAAAAAAAAAAAAUAUUAGAUGGUGCAUUCUUGCAAUUUCUUGACUUAAAGAACUUCCAAAGUAAACUGCAGUGUAUUCAAAAGGCACAAGUAUAAUAUCAAAGUGCUCAUAAAGCUUACUCCUAAUUUCAAGUCCUUUGGACACACUACAGGUCCUCAAAACUGGCUGUUUUAGUACUUUUAGCACCGAUUUGAGAACACAACUCUGUACUAGAAGUCCUAGAACAGUUAUUUUAUAGAGCACAGAGAGUAUUUCAACCCCAAAUGGAGUAAAUCUGCUCCUGAUUUCAAGGAUUAAAAUUUGCUCCACUAUUCCAAUAAGUCGUUUUGGAUUAGUUCCAUCAUAAAAUAAUGUAUUUUUACAAUAUAUUUUAAUAUAAAUCGAUAUAUUUGUAAAAUAUUCGUGCCCUUGCCCAGUCUUAAAAAAAAAUAUAUUAUAAAAUUAACUGCAAAUUUAUUAAAUUAUUAUUAUUCCCUUAACAAUAAGGUAUAUAUUUAUAAGAUAAUUUUGUUAUUGUGACAAUCAUUAUUAAAAAAAACAAAGCAUUAUAACCAUCUCUCUCUUCCAACAACUGUUAGUAAAUAAUAAUAAUUAUAUUGUUUUAUUAAUUAAAAAUAAAUAAAUCACAAAACAAAAUAUAUUCAAGUAUCACUAUCACUACUGUCCCCUAUAACCUCAUUGCAUGCAGUGCAAGUAAUAUCAGGCGUAGCAGAAGUAGAAGGCACCAUGUCCCGAUAAAUAGCAAAACUGUGUCCAUCUAAAAGUGCCGGCAGUUGCCUGUAAAUCCUUUUAAUUUUUUUGUGCCUUGCAGAAAAACAUUUGGACGCCCCCGAUAGCGUCACUUCAUCCUCGAUUUCAGCAAGUCUUUUCCGUUCCAGAGCUUCUUUGCAAGGUUUUGGCUUCAACCAGAAAAACUCUUUUUCGUAGAGCUUAGUCAGACCCGGUAUGAGUUUGUAUUGAUUAUAAACGCUUGGGAUGUUCAUUAUUUGAUUCAAACAACUCAUUUGCAAAGUGGCUGCUUUUGAAAUUGCACAGGUGAUUCUUAUGGAGGAUUGAGCAGCAGUUGACGAUACCAUUGGAUAAAGGACUUUGUCUUUUAGGUUUUUGAAGGCAAUGCCUAAUGGUUUUCUAUUGAAAUAGUAUUCCAAAGUGCCUUGACACAUAUCUAAGUGUACACCAAUAAUACUGCCCAAGCCGUAUUCAGAGCCGUAUUUUCUUUUGAGGUUGUUAUGCUGUAUGUAGCCUUGGUAGGAGUAGCCCCAGGAUUCGGCACUUUUGCCUAGUAGGCUACAAAAUUGGAAACGGCAAUCUUCUGAGGUCAUUUUUGAGGUUCCAACUCCAAUCAUAACAUCAGUACCGUACAAGCGAGAAACUACUUUAAUUUCCCAAUAGUAAUGGAAAUUUUGUUGGAAAGAGUGCUGGCCACGAACCAAAGCAGUUCCUGAACUGUAGGUAGGAUGAAAUAAUACUUCUUUGUUGCCUUUGUAUACAUUAAUGUUUUUGGCUUCUGUGUUUUUUUGCCAGGCCCAAUCAAAUAAAGCUGUAUCUUCACCGCAACUGCAUUGCAGCUU